This is a messenger RNA of Lodderomyces parapsilosis, 1470 nucleotides long. RefSeq lists its product as uncharacterized. The record is from RefSeq and is a predicted model, not a curated record. The coding region runs from base 1 to 1470 and encodes 489 amino acids. NCBI's taxonomy places the organism in Eukaryota, Fungi, Ascomycota, Pichiomycetes, Serinales, Debaryomycetaceae. The transcript has a single exon.
AUGGUCAAUAGACAAGGUUUGGCUGUUGGUUUAGCCGUUGGUGUUCCAUCUUUUAUAAUCCUUCUGAUUGUGUUUGGAUUCUGGUAUAGAAAUCAACGCAAAUUACGGAAAGAAGAUCUCGAUGAUUACAUAGACAAGGAGAUUCAGAAUGAUGAUAGCAGUUUCCAACAAUUCCAAGAACAACUACAUAAACCACAAUGUGACAAGAAAGAGAAAUUGGAUGAUGGAAUACAAUUGAAGGAACACGUUGUGGCAUUAAAUGGAACUAGUGAUUCAUCAAAUGGAAGUUUAGAAUCUGUUUUGCAUGAACCUCAUCACUCACAACAUUCGCAACAUUCGCAACAUUUGCAGCAUCCACAACAUCCACAACAUCCACAACCAGUGGUUGCAAAACCACUGAAACAUCCAUAUGGUCAACACUUACAAUAUACACCGUCAUCAAUACAACCACAAGAGGAGCAAGGAUCACAGUCUUCUUCUAUAUCACUAAGUCAAGUACUGGAUGUCAUUUCAAACACAUAUGAUCAAAGCCAUGAUGAAUUGCAACAACACAGUCCUCAAAAAAUACACAAUGGUCGCGGUGGACCUCCACCUCCCCCUCCACCAAAACGCCAAUCAUCAAACAAGACAUCUGUGUAUACCUUUUAUGACACAUUCAUCCCUACUUUCAGUACACAAGAACCAUCUUCACAACAACAACAACAACAGCAACUAAACCAAAACUCACUGUCGUCACAUCACAAUUCAACUCACAACUCAUUUAGUGACCUACUUAACCAAACAGCUCACAGUUCAUUAAACAUCCUAAAACACAACUAUAAUAAAGAAACCAGCAACAAUGUCAGCAGUAGUAACCAACAUAAACACACAAACAGUUCAUCUGACUCAAACACAUCACUACUUCAGAGUAACAAUCAUAGUGCAUCACACUCACGUGCACCAUCAACCGAUUUAGGCACCUUGGCCAAACAAUUAAACAAUCCGGUGUUUUUUGAAAAACUUCCUAGUAAAGCAGCUGCUGCUCAAGGUAAAGUGUAUAUCAAGCCACGUGUGCCAUCAGCAAAUCAGCCACACAAUAAUUCAAGUUCAGAAUUGAUCAAUAAUUAUCUUGUUGGUGAAAACACCGCCAUUAAUGAUCACUUCACUUAUGAAGCACCAAUGGUUGAAACGGCCAAAAGCACCGAUAAUUUAGCCCAAGUUAGCGGUGGAAACCUCCAUAACAAUGUCUUGACGUAUAAUCAACAUCUUGCAGCAAAAGGAGCAAAAGAUGCUAUUGCUGAUGGUUCAUUAAGGCCUAAACAACCACAAUCGCAAUCGCAAACACAAGCUAUGCAAGAAGCUAAUCCCUUGAAUGGUCAAAUUGGUAAUGCAUUUGAUGCCAAUAUUACUAUGGAACCAAUGGCUAUGAAUAAAAAGAAUGCAACUACAAAUGACGACGAGGAUGUAAUGCCACCAGUUGUAUUUCAAUAG